This is a messenger RNA of Microplitis mediator, 7072 nucleotides long. RefSeq lists its product as uncharacterized. Gene Ontology annotation, cellular component: nucleus. The transcript is spliced from 5 exons. The record is from RefSeq and is a predicted model, not a curated record. Bases 101 to 5347 code for a protein of 1748 amino acids. Gene Ontology annotation, molecular function: DNA-binding transcription factor activity, RNA polymerase II-specific; protein binding; zinc ion binding. Gene Ontology annotation, biological process: regulation of DNA-templated transcription. NCBI's taxonomy places the organism in Eukaryota, Metazoa, Arthropoda, Insecta, Hymenoptera, Braconidae.
UAUAUAUAUACAUUUUAUUCGCCGAGAACUAAGUCCAUUUUAUUUGUUUUGAUUAUUUCAAAUAUAUAAUAAGUAUCAAAACAAACGUGUGUAUAUAAAAAUGGAAUAUAAAGUGUCAAACUUAUUAGUUAAUAUUGACAAUAUUUGUCGUGUAUGUUUGACUGAAAAUGCAAAUUCAUUAUCGAUAUUUUGUCAAAAUGAAACGGAUGAAAAGUAUCGUGAUCUUUUAAAUAAAAUUCAAGAGUCCGGUGGUAUUAAAAUUGCCGAAGACGAUGGCUUGCCGACACUUAUAUGUUCCAAGUGUAUUAAUAAUAUAAAUAUCGCUUUUAAAAUACGCCAACAAUGCCAACGGAGUGAUACAUUAUUACGAUUAUAUUAUAAAAAACUUAAAGAGUCUAACCUCAAAACCAUACAUUAUCAGGAAACGCUUCAACCCGAGCUAAUACCCCACGAAAUUUCACAAUCCAGCCAGGACUUGUUCAAUUACUUGGAAAUCCAGAGUAUGGACGCCGAGGAAGUCGUCGUUGGUCAAGAAGAAGUCCCGAGCGUCGAAAGCGCUGAGAUGACUGACGACGAACCGCCGUCAUAUAAAUUAAAGCUGCAGUUACUCGAGAUCGGCAGCACAGCCAGUAAUUCAUCAAUCGUUAAUUCUCAAAAUUCACGUCCGCCAAAAACUCAGAGCAAAGUUUACCCAGAGCAUCUGGGUGCUUUCGAAGCUCUGGCUUUCGAUCCGAAUCAGUCGGGUGGCAAAAAGUACACGUGCUCAAUAUGCGCCCAGGGAUUCGUUUCACUGAAAAUAUUGAGACAGCACCGAAAAGUUCACAAAGACGAAUUAUAUGUUUGUAAAAUAUGUCCAGUGCGCUGUGCCAAGGCCGAAGAAUUAGCGAUGCAUCUCAAGUCCCAUCAGCUGACCCAAGAAGCUGUUGCUGCCAUACAAAUAAAUAACCACAAUAAUCCAGACGACUACGGCGACUAUGAUAUGAUCGACGACCAGCAGGAAAUAGAUCGAUAUAAUGAGCAGUUACUGAGAGAUGACAAUUCUGACGGAACGAGUUACAAAGCCGGAAGUAAAAGAAAUUUAUCGGAUGGCUACAAGAUGGAUCUUUCUUCUAAAAAAUUAUUAUUACCGAGUAAUAGUAAUGAUAGCAGUAAUCAUAGUAAUAGUAGUAAUAAUGGUAUUAUACAUAGGUGUGAAAUUUGCGGUCAAACGUUUUUAAAAGAAAAAGGAUUAAUGCGGCAUCGCGCUUAUCACGAAUCACGAGUUAUUUGUGAUAUUUGUGGUAAAGUUUGUUCAAAUCAAAAUUGGCUUGAGUCACACAAAAAAUUAGCCCACAGUGGCAACACUAAGUCUGAAACAAAUACUUGUUCUUAUUGUAAAAAAACAUUUUACUUUAGCGCUCAUUUAAUGUCACAUUUAAAAAGAGUGCAUAGAGCUUUUAGUUAUGAUACUAAAAAGUGCAAAAAAUUAUUGAAAUCAACUAAAGUGUUACAACUUCCCAUUCUACGUGGUGAAUAUAAUAUUCUCAAAAUGGCGGUGAGGCGCAAACGUGUAAAGGCGGCUGAGUUAUUGGCUAAAAAUUGCAUUAAAAUAAGGCAAAAAAAAUUGGAUCGUUCUUCGAACACCCUGCUUCACGAUGCUGUUCGAUUGGGGCAGUUUGAAGUUGUUAGAAUACUUGUGAGUAAAGGUGCUGAUAUAAAUGCAAGCAUUAGAAAUGGGAUGACUCCUCUUCACAUUGCAACUAAACAUGGAAAUCUCAAGAUUAUGGAUUAUCUUCUACGUAAUGGUGCAGAUGUGAAUGCAAGAUGUACAGGACCUUAUUAUGUUGGAUUUGCGCCCCUACACUUCGCUUGCCAAUCGGAAAAUCUUAAAUACGCGAAAUUAUUAUUAAAACAUAAUGCUUCUGUUAUUCCAACAAACGAUGAUAUUCAUCCGAUUCAUAUUUCGGUUGGUUAUCUUUAUCCCAAAAUGACUCAAUUGUUAUUGGACUAUGGCGCAAGUAUGGCUGUUAAUAAACGAUUUCAUUCAGAUCAUUUUGAAAUCAAAGGUUAUAUGAUUGACAGUUCUCGACUAUAUCAGACGGAAGAAGAAGCUAUAAUACGAUAUGAGGAUGAAGAUUUAACUUUAUUACACCACACAGUUACUCGUCAUUCUAUACCUAUGGCAAAAUUAUUAUUGAAAUAUGGAGCAGAUGUAAAUAUUUUAAGCAAUACUGGUCUAUCUCCAUUGAAAGAUGCUGUAUUUGACCAUAAUAUUGAAAUGGUUAAGCUCUUAUUAAAUAACGGAGCUCUUGUAAACUAUGAUUCUGAUGACGAAAAAAUGAUAUUAAUACAACAACUUUUCCAUGACCGAAUGGGUAGAUGUAUACAUUAUUGUAAGUCACAGUAUAGCUUAGCCGAUAAAAAAUUAGAAAUCAUCAAAUUACUAAUUAAUGCAGGAGCUAGCAGCAAGGUAAAUCCAGAUCGUCACUUUGGUCUUCUCUUUCACUGUAUUUGGUUCGGGUAUAGAGAAAUUGUUAACUAUCUUCUGUAUCACACCGAUUUCAAUUUCUUUUAUAUAGAAGACUAUCCGGUCAGCUUGGCUUGUUUCGAUGAAAGUCGUAUAGAGAGAACCCCAGAGAUUGCCAAUGACACAGAGUAUAUAACAAAGCGCAAGCUCGAAUGUCAAGAACUUACUUACGACUUGAUAGCUGAAAAAUAUUCGAGAGUUUUUAUAGGUGUCCCGAUACAAGCCGAGAUAAGUUAUCAAGACUUGACUGAAAGUCCAUAUAAACUUGAAGUCACAGAAGAAGAACAUGAGGAUAGAGUUGAACAAAUAAAAAAAAAAAUUCAAGGAGUUGUGGAUGAAUUAAAACGUGAGAAAAUUGGUGAUAGUUAUAUUACUUUUUAUCAUAUUCUCACUGUGGAUGAGGACAAAUUAAUAAAGUUUGGAUUAAAUGAAGAUUUUAGAGCGUUACAAAAAAAUAUCAUAAUGAGCGAGUGUUACCUGGAUUUUGAUAGAAUUUGUAGAAUAUGUUUAACAGAGUCACCAAAUUUAACAUCAUUGUUUUGUAAUGAUUCAGUACCAGGUGUUUUUCCAAGUUUAUCACAACGAAUAUCAGCAUGUGGAGCUAUUGAAAUAAAUGAGAGAGAUGGAUUGCCACCAUUAAUAUGUGAUAGUUGUAUUUAUAAAGCAAGUGUGGCACAUGAAUUUCGUGAACAGUGUCAGAACUCCGAUGCGCGAUUACGUCUCUGUUACACUAAACCAACUCGCUUACAAUCAAAUUGUCAGGACUCAAGCACUCAAACAGAAACCGAAGAGAGAGCAAUGGCUAAAAAUGUUAAUUCAAAUUAUUUUGUCAAAGAAGAAAUCCACGGAUUAAGUCAAGAAUUAAAUACGAUAGUUUAUCAUCAGAAUCCACAAGUUGAUGUAACAGACAAUCAAAUAGUCUCUGAAGAUAAAUUAUUUCUCUGUAAUAUUGGAUUCCAGGCUAAAGAAUUAGAAAAAGAAUCAGCGAUUACUCAAGAUUCUGAUCAUCAAGAUCAACAUCAGCUCGAGCAUCAGGAACUACAGCAUCAAGUUCUAGUUCCAGAGUCGCAGCAAGUGUCCAUCCAAGUCGCGAUGGAAACUGAAGAUUUGACGGAUAACGUCAGCACGAUAAGCGAAAUAAAACCUGCGGUCACGGAGUACAUCGCUGAUGAAUUAUUGGCUACUGAUGAGACUGGCAAUGAAGACGAAGAGUUGGAGGACGAUGACGAGGAGACUGAUGCCCACGUUGGCGAGUUUGAAAAAGAACAAGACAUUUCAAUAGACGUAGAAGAACACAAGUGGACUGGAGAGAUCGAGGAACCGGCACCCAGCAAAAGGUUGACGCGCAAAGCUAAAGACAUUGCGGGAAAAUCCUACAGCGUUGAUGAACUUGAUGAAGAUUUGCCUGAUAAUAUUGACAAUGACGAUGACGACGAGCCUAAAUUCAAAUGUAAGGUUUGUUCCAAGCGUUACAAUACGCAAAAGGGUUUAAAAAAUCAUUCUCAAGUUCACGAUAAAAAACACAAAUGUCCUGUAUGUUUAAAGUCAUUUUACAAUAUUGAAAAUAUGGAGAAACAUGUAAAAGUUCAUGAGUCAAAGCCUCAUGCGUGCCAACUCUGCCACACGUCUUUUACAAAACCCCAGAGUUUAGUCCGGCAUUUAAAAAUCCACUCGGAAAAAUUCCAGGGCAGUAAUAAUAAUAAUUUAAAGAACAAUGACAAUGGCACAGUAUCAAUAGUAAGGACUGAAGAUACCGAAGAUGACGACGAUGGUUCUCAGACAAAUGAAGCAGACGAAUUUGACAGUGCGCCUGGUUUGUACAAAUGCGGUGAAUGCAAUCAAUUUUGUUCAACUUUAAAAAAUUUAAAAAGACACUCCUUGAUACACGGUGACAAAAAAUAUUCAUGUACUGUUUGUAAAAAAUGGUUUUUCCGACCAGACACGUUGAAAAAACACGCGGAAAAACACGGGCAUGGUUUAUUAGAUAAUCUGGUCGAUGAAAAUAAAUUAUAUGAGUCUGAUGACGAGACAUUUAAUCGCAGCAAUUCUACUACCGGUAAUAAUUCAAACGGGACCAAUGACCUUGACAACAAAAAACUGGACAGUGAUGAAGAUGCUUCUGGUGAAUACAAAUGCCAGCACUGUGACAAAGUGAUGGCAACUAAAAAAGGACUAAGACGUCAUGUGUCAAUGCACAAACCAAAAGCUGAACCAGUAACAUGUGAGAUUUGUAAAAAAGUGUGCGCUAGUCAAGCCAGACUUGUUCUUCAUCAAAGAACCCACAAUAAACCGAAAGAAAAAGUACCGCGGGAAUAUCUCUGUCAUAUAUGUAGCAAAGUAUACCCGAGCAAUUCGUCGCUCACUUAUCACAUGAGGACACACACGGGUGUUAAACCUCACGUAUGUCAGACAUGUAACAGUGGGUUUACAACAACCACGAGCCUUGCAAAUCAUAUUCGCAUACAUACUGGCGACAAGCCCUUUGUUUGUCAUGUGUGCAGUGCCGCGUUCGCCGUCAGCUCGGCCUUCAGACGUCACUUGACGCGUCACACUGGAGAAGCUAAUUAUCUGUGCAAAACAUGCGGCAAAGCCUUCAAAAGACUCAGCACACUCAAGGAACACACGUACACACAUUCGGGUGAAAAGCCUUAUGUUUGUAAAACCUGCGGGGCUGCUUACAGCCACAGUGGAAGUCUGUUCGCUCAUCAAAAACGCUGCCGAGCUCAGUACGGUGAGAUGGUUAACUCGGAAAAUAAUCAUUCGCAUAUUUCCCAUCAUAUUAAUGUUAGUAAUGUGCAGACAGCAGUCAGAUCGCUUGCUGUCAUUGGGCAAAUAUUUUAAUUUAUUUAAAAAUCAUGUGUUAAAAACAAAUAAGAAAAAGUUUUAUGGGAAACUUUAAAUUUGAGACAGAGUAGAACUCGAGUGGAAUUUUUUUUUAUUUUGAUGUUGACAGACAAUCGAAAAUUUUCAGAUUUUUUUUCAACAAAUGAAUUACAAAAAAAAAUAAAAAUAUGUACAUGUAGAAAAUUCAAAAAACUAUAGGUGCAAUUUUUUAAAAUGUUUUUAUUUUGUAAUUUAUCGUUUUGAAAAAAAUUCAAAUUAAUUUGACGUCGGCUAACUUCAGUAUCAUUUAUAAUUUUGAUGGUAAAAAAAUUUUUAUCUCGGAUUUUAUAUGAGCGAAUUUUGAGUAAAAAAAUCAGCAGAAAAAAAAUCUCAUUAAAAACCAGUAGACCCAUAAGAAUUUUGAACUUUUUCGAAACCAGGGUAAGAUGUAGUAAAAAUAUGUUUUACAAGUUUUCUUUUUUUACUCAAAACUCGCUCAUGUAAAAUCCUAGAUAAUUUUUUUUUUUUACUAUGAAAAUUAUAAAAAUUCAAAUAAAAUGCCACUCAAAUUUCUACUAUGUCUCAAAUAUAGAAGUUUCACAUGUCGAAUUUUUUUGGAAUCUUUUUGGAGCAAAUUUUUUUUACACGAGAAUUUAUUAUUUAUAAUUCAUCGAUUGAUGUUUCAUUUACGCUUAAAUAUUUUUAAAAAUCAUGAAUUCUUUAAAAAGACAAAAUAUAAAUUUUUAAAAGUUAUAUACAAAUUUAUUAGUUGAUAUUAUUUUAUACUUGAGUAUCAAUCUUUGAUUUAUAUAAAUAUAUAGUAUAAAUAUUUUUAAAUAUUCAUAAAGUUUGUUUUAGUAUACGACAAAAACUGUAGAUAUCCUCUAUUGUUCUCCAUAUCGAUUCAGUGAUAAUAUUCGUCAUCGAAAGGAGACUGAAUUAUAUAAUUAAUAUAAUAAUAAUUAAUAUUAAUAACUAUUUUAUUUUUAUCUUAAUAUUUAAGAUAUUACCGAAUCGCUGCCUCAUCAAAUCUAUCAACUAAUCACUAAUAUUUUUUUUUACUAAAUCUAAAUAAUAACGAUGACGGCUAAGUAGUGAUUUACUUUAUAAAAUUUCAAGAGUUUAUUCAUUUUAUUAAAAUAUAUUUAGUCUAUAUAUUACGCAGCUUCAAACAAUUAAAUUUACUGUACAAAAAGUAUAAAUUUCUAUUAUACUACCAUUAUAUAUAUAUAUAUUUUUUUUUAAUAGUCAAUUUUUUGUAACUCCUGUAGUACUUUUUCUUUUUUUUGAGAGUUUUAUAUAAGAGAAGAAAUGAUACUGAAGUUAGCCGACGUUUAAAAUUUUUUUCAGUGAUAAUUUAAAAAAUUGCACAUGUAGUUUUUUAAAUUUUCCACAUGUGCAUUUUUUUUUUAUUGAUUUGUUAGAAAAAAAUCCGAAAAUUGUUGUCUGUUAACUUCAGGACAAUGAGAAGAAAUGAUACUGAAAUUAGCCGACGUCGGAUAAUUUUUUGAUUUUUUUAUUUUCCACGUGUAUUUUUUUUUUAAAUUGAUUUGUACAAAAAAAAAUCGGCAAGUUGUCAACUGUCUGCUAACUUCAAGAUCGUGAGAAGAAAUGAAUUAUAAAUUUAUCACGUGAGAACUAUCAAUUAUAACAAUAAGUUAUUUGAUACAAAAAAAAUGAUCAAUGUAUGUAUAAUUUUUUCUAUAAAAACGCUUAAAUAAUUUCAAUGUCUUUUAUUUAUUU